Arabidopsis thaliana (thale cress) is the source of this 892-nucleotide messenger RNA. RefSeq lists its product as uncharacterized. The record is from RefSeq and is marked reviewed. NCBI's taxonomy places the organism in Eukaryota, Viridiplantae, Streptophyta, Magnoliopsida, Brassicales, Brassicaceae. The coding region runs from base 65 to 682 and encodes 205 amino acids. The transcript has 2 exons.
ACAAAUCUUCUUUCUCUUUCUCUAUUUUCAGAAAUUCGAAAUCUCUUGAAGAAGCUUUUUGGCUAUGUCGAAGAUGAGAUCUUACCUGAAACCACCGCUUCCCAAAUCUCCGAUCCGUCUCCGUUCACGUCAAGUCCUUCACUCUUCUCUCCAAACCCCAUCGCCAGGUUUUCUAAAGCCGGGACGAAGAUUGAGUGACGUAGAUCUAAACCCUAAACCCCAAAUCAAAUACUCAUCAAUCUCUAGCGAGAUACAUGCUUUAGCAAAGAUGGUGAAAGACGAGUUUGCUGAAGAAGAGGAUCGCAAAAAGUCUUCGAAUUUGGAGAGUUUGGCAAAGAAUUCAGUUCCGUUAUUCGAGAGAGGGAGGUUUUACGAGGAGUAUUCGGCUAAACGGAACGAGAGAUUGAGGAGGAAGAAAGGAGAAGAAGCUGUAGAAGGAGGAGUUGUGAAAGGAACUCCUUAUAAUCUCGGAGUUAAUCAUGAACCGAUGACGAAUAAGAGACGAGGAACGGCGAAGAAGGAGAGCAUCAAGAAGACGGUGGUGUCUAUGGUUGAGAGUAGUAGUAUACCGAGGUAUUCUCUGAGGAGUAUGGCUAAGGAGAAUAGGAAGCCACCGCUUCCGCUUAAUGUCGCUGUAAGUGCGAUGAAGAGUGUUACUACACGAAAGGGUAGGAGAAUCUGAAACUGAGGUGUGUUUUUGUAUGAAACCGAAAACUAGAGAUUUGGUUUCUUGAAAUUUAUUUUGGUAUUGUUUUUGCUUGUGGAUUUCGAUUAAAUCCAUGGAUGUUUUGUUUUCUUGAUUGCUUUUACAUUGAGAUAAGCUUUAUCUACAGAAUGUUUUGUUCAUCAAAUGCAGUUUUGGUGUUUCUUUAGUAGCUUGAGUUAGUUAGAU